Molecule: messenger RNA, 392 nt
Organism: Scomber japonicus (chub mackerel)
Lineage: Eukaryota; Metazoa; Chordata; Actinopteri; Scombriformes; Scombridae
Product: protein preY, mitochondrial-like
Exons: 2
Coding region: 57-392 (111 amino acids)
Source: RefSeq, a predicted model, not a curated record
CAGGCGCUUCCUGUUCUGUCGGAGAGUUUGUGCUAGCUAAGUGAACCGGUUCGGUCAUGUUUCGGGGUGUUGUGGGUCGCCUGCUGACACAGACAGUUGGUGUUCACCGCAGUGUGAAGUGUGCUCCUCCGGCAGCUUCCUCCGUGUCCGCGCGGAGUUUUGCGGACGUGAAGGACGAAGCGCAGCCGCCCUUUGACGCCGCCCUCCUGGACUUCCUGGUGUGUCCGCUGUCCAAGAAGCCGCUCAGGUACGAGGCCAAGACCAAUGAGCUGAUCAACGAGGAGCUUGGCAUCGCGUACCCCAUCCUCGACGGCAUCCCCAACAUGAUCCCUCAGGAAGCCAGACUCCUACACAAAGACGCAGAUACCUCAACCAAACCUACAGAAGAAUAG